CAUUCCAUUUAUUUGUCUCGUAUUUGACAAUCGGCGGCUUUUUUCUACGUGUCAGAAUAUCAAAUAUUUUAUCGGUAUACGUGUAGUUAGCUCAAUAAUAUUUUGUUAUAUUAACAAUAUCAAUUGAAAUGCACACCGUAUUAACUCGUGGUAAUGCCACUGUUGCAUAUUCCUUGAGCGUUUUGGCCUGCCUAACAUUUUGCUGUUUUCUCUCAACCGUCUUUCUGGAUAGCAGGACUACUGCACACGUAAACACUGUAAAGGUACUUGUUAAAAAUGUACCCGACUACGGUUCCUCACGCGAGAAACAUGAUUUAGGUUUCAUUACCUUCGAUUUAGAGACAAAUCUAACUAGCCUCUUCAAUUGGAAUGUUAAACAAUUGUUCCUCUACUUGACCGCUGAGUAUAAGACACAGGAUAAUGUCUUGAAUCAAGUUGUGCUAUGGGAUAAAAUAAUUUUGCGUGGUGAAAAAUCUUCAUUAGAUUUUAAGAAUAUGAAUACCAAAUAUUACUUCUGGGACGAUGGCAAUGGAUUGAAGAACAACAAAAAUGUUUCACUAUACCUAUCAUGGAAUAUAAUACCAAAUGCAGGCUUGUUGCCCACCGUCAGAUCACUUGGAUCUCAUAUAUUUAAAUUCCCAACUGAAUAUUCGGUUGCUCCAGUGUAAUGAAAUGUCUUCGUAGAAACAUUGAGAGUUAUCAUCGAUUUAAAAAUAUAAAAUAUUUAAAACAAACAAACAAAUUAGAUUUAUGUCAAGUUUGCAAAUAUUGUAAUUUGGAUAAAAGUAAAUAAAUUAUAACAUAUAGUA
This is a messenger RNA of Ceratitis capitata (Mediterranean fruit fly), 809 nucleotides long. It is a transcript of the gene Spase22-23, whose product is annotated as signal peptidase complex subunit 3. Gene Ontology annotation, biological process: protein targeting to ER. Lineage: Eukaryota; Metazoa; Arthropoda; Insecta; Diptera; Tephritidae. The record is from RefSeq and is a predicted model, not a curated record. Bases 129 to 668 code for a protein of 179 amino acids. Gene Ontology annotation, cellular component: signal peptidase complex; membrane. The transcript is spliced from 3 exons.